Tachyglossus aculeatus (Australian echidna) is the source of this 1271-nucleotide messenger RNA. RefSeq lists its product as uncharacterized. The coding region runs from base 1 to 975 and encodes 324 amino acids. The record is from RefSeq and is a predicted model, not a curated record. NCBI's taxonomy places the organism in Eukaryota, Metazoa, Chordata, Mammalia, Monotremata, Tachyglossidae. The transcript has 6 exons.
AUGAACCAGAACCUGAGCUGGUUUCAGGCGCGGGAUAAUUGCCAGCAAGAAGACUCUGACUUGGCCUCUGUCCAGAAUGACCGGGAAGCUUUAGAGGUGGUCAAGGUGAUUAGACAGUACCUGCCGGGCAUCAAAAGCAUCUGGAUUAGACCAAACAACCUCACUCAGAAUGAGCAAUGGAAAAGUCAAGAAGCUCCUAUAAGCAGACGACGCUCUCUAGUACUGGACGAGAAGGCAUUUGCCCAAGGGAGUGAGACAUGUGUGGAGCUCAUAGUCUCUCAAGAACUCCUGAAAUGGAACAAUGCCAACUGUGACGAGAACAAAACAUUCUUCUGCCAAAUGCUACCUCUCCAUCCAAAGUCUCCUGUCACAAGUAGCAGUGUAACCCAAGUAAACAAAAAAUCACAUGUCAUUGUGGUAACAAAGAACAACGAAAAGGACGUGGUCAGUAAGGAUGCCAAAUAUAAUGAAGGCAAAAAGUUCACCAGAGAUGUAAAAGAGAAUGGAGAUGUGAAGAUUGACAUAGGUACAAAAGAUAACCAAGACCUGAGGACUGGCAUGGACACAACCGUCAGACAUAGUUCACGAGUCUGCACUGAUCCGAAAGAAGUCCAAAGCAUGAAGGUCACCACAGAUACAAGAAAUCACGAAGGCCUAAAGCUUGUAAAAGACACCAAAGACAAAGGAGAUUUAAAGGUCAGAGAAGACACUAAAGAAAGUGAGCUCCCAAAUAUCAGCAUAGAUGUCGAAACUGACAAAGUCUUAAAGGAUGGAAAAAAUCCGAGCAAUGAUGAAGUCCAAUCUGGGGGCCAAGGGGCCAAGGAAGACCAUAAAGGAGCCAGACGUCUUUGGAAAACCAAAAAUAACUGGCAGGCACCAAAGGGCAAGAGCAGUUUCACUAAGAACCACUCUUCGGCCACAACCUUCACCUUCUUCCCCAUGGUGACCCUGCUCCUCUCCUUCCUCAUGUUUUGAACCUUCCUCAUGAAUUCAGAACUAGGGGAAAGUCUCGCAGACUUCGCUGAAAUGAACAAACACCGUCCUACACACCACGGAAUCGACAAGAACCUGGCAAGGACAGCCCCUGAGGCCCUGAGAGGUUGAGAGAGAAACUUCUGUGUCGUUAGUUUCCAUUUUUCACUAAAGCCUUUUGACCUUAACAUCUUUCUUUCUGUAAGGACGCUAGAUAACCGCCCAUCUCCCUCAUUGAAUUGGAAGUUCCCAGGGGCGGAAAACAUGCCUGUGCCUGGCUUCUUUAAUAAAUAUUAUUA